AUGGCUGGUUUGCAGUUUCACGGCGGCAUCGAUGCGAACAUUAACUACGCCGAAAGAGACCAGGAUGUGCCUCGUGUGCCUCAGCUGUUUGGACUACAGUUGAAGUUGCAAUUGCUGACGGGUCUGUUACCCACGCCGGAACUGUCACACUGCCUACCCCAAUGGGUGCAGGUGGGACUGAUUGGCAUUACUCGUCUGUAUUGCCUGCUGGUCAUACUCAUCUCGCUUCACCUGGGUCUGCUAUUUAGCAAGACAACAUUGGACGCGCUGCCCACGGGCGAUCUCGAGGAUAUAACCGAUGCACUCACAAUGACAGUCAUUUAUUUCUUUACGGCCUACGCCAGCAUUUAUUGGUGUGUCCGCUCCAGGCGACUGCAGCUCUACCUGAACUAUAUCAAUCAGGAGUAUCGACACAGCUUCGUCAAUUGCUACACCACCUACCGCUGGGCGCGAAGCUUUUCGGCUCUUUGGAUGGGCGCUUGUUUGGCAGGCGUCAUCUUUUGGGGGAUUACACCUCUGGUAUUGGGUCAUCAUGCGCUGCCAUUGCAUUGUUGGUAUCCUUUCGAUGCGUUAGCCGAUCACAUUUAUCCUUUGGUAUACGCGAUACAGCUCUAUGGCCAGAUCAUUGUAGGUGCCGCCUUUGGCUAUGGCGGCUUGAUGUUUGUUACCUUUAGUCUACUGCUGCUCGCCCAGUUCGAUGUGCUCUACUGCAGUCUCAAGAAUCUGGAUGCACACGCUAGGUUGCUAUCCGGUGAAACCUUGCAGCAAUUGCAUGCUCUACAGUGUCAUCUGCUACUCGAUGAUGCCACCUGCGAGCUCGGUCAAUACGCAAUGCUGAGAGAGCACGCCACGGAUUUGCAGAAAAUGACAAGGCAACGCAUGCAGCCAGCUCCCAGCUUGAAGAGAGCAGCUCACGACGGUCUCGUAGAAUGUGUGCGUCUGCAUCGAUUUAUCCUAAACUGCGCUGCUGAGUUGGAGCAAAUAUUCAGUCCAUAUUGUUUGUGUAAGUCGCUACAGAUCACCGUUCAGUUGUGUCUGCUCGUCUUUGUGGGCGUAUCUGGUUCCCGCGAAGUGGUUCGCGCGAUCAACCAGCUGCAGUAUUUGGGUCUGACACUUUUCGAGCUCCUUAUGUUUACGUACUGCGGCGAACUGUUGCGACGACACAGCGUCCGUGUUGGGGAUGCUUUUUGGCGUGGCGCUUGGUGGCAACAUGCUCCGCAAAUGGGCAAGGAUAUGAUUAUUUUCCUGGCAAACAGUCGACGUGCCGUUCAGGUUACCGCUGGCAAAUUCUACGUUAUGGAUGUGAAUCGGUUGCGAUCGGUUAUUACACAGGCCUUUAGCUUUCUGACGUUGUUGCAAAAAUUGGCCGCCAAGAAGGCAGUCGCGGAGUCCUAG
This is a messenger RNA of Drosophila nasuta, 1395 nucleotides long. It is a transcript of the gene Or85e, whose product is annotated as Odorant receptor 85e. The record is from RefSeq and is a predicted model, not a curated record. The transcript has 3 exons. Gene Ontology annotation, biological process: sensory perception of smell; detection of chemical stimulus involved in sensory perception of smell. Lineage: Eukaryota; Metazoa; Arthropoda; Insecta; Diptera; Drosophilidae. Gene Ontology annotation, cellular component: plasma membrane. Bases 1 to 1395 code for a protein of 464 amino acids. Gene Ontology annotation, molecular function: olfactory receptor activity; odorant binding.